Cucurbita maxima (winter squash) is the source of this 1002-nucleotide messenger RNA. RefSeq lists its product as uncharacterized. NCBI's taxonomy places the organism in Eukaryota, Viridiplantae, Streptophyta, Magnoliopsida, Cucurbitales, Cucurbitaceae. The record is from RefSeq and is a predicted model, not a curated record. Bases 20 to 982 code for a protein of 320 amino acids. The transcript has 2 exons.
UUACUAACCUGAACUCAGCAUGAAGUUGUUGCCCUCUCCAUCUUGCUCUUCCUCUUCCUCCUUCUCCACCUCCACUUUUGAUGCUCAUGGCUGCAACCCCAGAGCUGCAUUAGCUACACCGAGCUGUCUUUCGGGAAUUCUCCGCCGAAUUCUCUGCUCCGGUACCCUCCCGACGCACCCGACCGAUCAGAUCACAGACGACACUAGCUCAGUGAAUUCUGAUGAGAAGCUUCUUCAAGUCAAGGAUUUGAAUGUCAAACCCACAUCUGGAAUUGUGGCGAGACUAAUGGGCUUGGAUCCCUUGCCAGAGAUGAAGCAAAAUCAUAAUUCGAUAGCAAGGAGCCAAUCCAUGAACUCUGUGGGGCAUUUCUACAAACACCUGGAAGGCAAACAUCAACGGGUCAGAUCAACACAGUCAUUUCAAGAGAUACCCACCUUUCUUGAGCUUGAAAACGAAGAAUACUUCAUCCUUAGCUUUGAAGGAGAAAUCAAAAGUAAAGAAUUCAGCGCAAAACAAAGAAGCCAAAGGAUCAGAAAGACAAAGAAGAAGAGAUUCGAUCCGGAAGAAGCCAAGCAGUUCAUCCUAAUAGAUUCGAAAGAAAAGAAGAAAUCAACCAGAAAAGUAGAAUCAGAGUGCAGCUCCGAUGAAUUAAGCCCAAUUUCAGUUCUCGACAGUAGUAAAUUCCUCAUAGAUCCCGAAGAAUCAGCGCCAUUGCUUUCAGGAAACGCCGCUUCAAAUUCCCCCAUAUACCCCGAAAGUAAAAUCGCGAAGACGAAAGUGGUUGAAUAUGAGAUCCAGCGGGAAAGAUUCGAAGAAGAGAUUCGUAAGAUAACAGAGAUGGAUUUGGGCGAAUCGAAUUGGAAAUGCAGCGAAAUUUGCGAAGAACAUGAAGAACUUGAAGCUGGAGGUAUAAUUGAAGGUUUUGAUUGGUAUAUUCUUGAAGGAUUGAUAGACGAAUUUGUAGAACAAAUGUAUGAUUGAUCUUCAUCUGAACAUCAAUC